Anisakis simplex (herring worm) is the source of this 781-nucleotide messenger RNA. The record is from the annotation of a GenBank genome assembly. Lineage: Eukaryota; Metazoa; Nematoda; Chromadorea; Rhabditida; Anisakidae.
AACGUCAUUCUCGUCCGUUACUCCAUCAUUUUUAACAAUCGAUGAGUAUAGCUCGACCAGGCCGGCGGCACCAGUUCAAAUUUCAACGCAGUCAAUUGUUUUGGAGGGCGGUGGUACUAAUGAGUUCACGAAAUCAAAUUUAAUUGAAGCACUCAGAGCAUCAAAACCAACCAGCGAUCGGAUUUACGACAGUGAGCACGACAGCAAAAGGAAUACUGCGCUCAGCAAAAGCACCAAUCUUAUCGCAUUUGUGGGCGCUCAAGCAUUCAACGUUGGCGAACAAUUCGAAACGCUACAAGCGGAUGAGAGUCUAUCGAAUUUGGAUCGAGAUGAAGUUAUUGCAAUCGUGGUCGGUAAUGCAGAUCUUACAACGGAUCAGCUAUAUUGCUUCAAUAACCUUCAAAUGAUCUUACCACUGAAUUCAUCAUACUCCUCACAAUUAUUUACGGACAGUCGCAUUUGUGUAGAGCAUAUAAUGGCAAAAGAGUGGAUCACUGAUAAGGCGGACACUACGAUGGCAUUGAUUCUGAAUUUGUUCAGAAGGCCGCUCAAAUCGACCGGUAAUGAUGAGCAGCGUUGGCUGGCCGGACGUAAGGCAAUAGCUCACAGUGUUUUGGGUAUUGUCGGGCUUGGAAGGGUUGGGCUAGCAGUUCUAGAUCGCGCACGUCGUUUCCAGUUUGACGUCGUCUUCUACGAUCCAGGUGUACAAGCUAGAACUGAAGAUGCACUCGGCGUAAAACGCGCCUCGUCAUUACGUGUACGUUUUAUACGUAUUUCGUGA